AUGAGGUUCAUUACAGCUGCUUUUGCAGCAUCAAUGGUCGGUUGCGCGCUUGCGCAGCCAAGUGCUCCGAAACCAGAUGCACAGGGUCGAUACACACUCGAGGCGCCGGGUAUCAAAGCUCAGUUUAUUCCUUACGGCGCGACGCUCACCAACCUUUGGGUUAAGGACAAGAAUGGUGUACAGCGCGACAUCGUGCUCGGCUACGACAACACCUCAUACUAUCCUGUUGAUCCUGGUCAUCCUGUGUAUAACGCGAUUCCUGGGCGAUACGUGAAUCGCAUUGGCAAAGCGCAAUACACGAUUGACAACGUAACCUACCACACGCAAGGGAACGAUGGCCCUAACAAUGUCAACACCCUGCACAGCGGAACGAACAAUUGGUCGUUUAGGUUCUGGAAUGUCACAAAGGUGUCCAAAUCGUCCAUCACCUUUUCCCUACACGAUGCUUCAAACUCGUCCUUGGGCAUGAUCGGCGACGUGGCGACAAGCGUCACUUACUCCGUCUCUAAGAACAAAUGGAGCAUCUCUAUGGACGCCGUGUCCAAGGACCAGAAGACGCCCAUCAUGUUGACUCAGCACACGUAUUUCCAGCUCGAUGCCUUUGCUCGGCCUGACAACCGCACCGUCUGGAACCACACCCUGUACAUGCCUGAAGCUAGGCGGGUAAUGGAGAUUGAUGCGAAUUCCCUCCCAACAGGUGUAAUCGCCAACUCAACUGCCGGAGACAUUUCUGACUUCUGGUCGGCACCUCAUCAGCUCGGAUUUGCGUCAGGUAAUGCAAACUUCGAGAACAACUGCGGGAGUGGCUGCCAUGGAUACAACGGCAACUGGGCCUUCAACGACAAACGUAACAAGAGCGCGACUGCACUCACACUGAGCAGCGCAUGGAGCGGUAUCAAGGCGGAGCUGGCGACUGACCAGGACGCUGUUGUCUUAUAUACUUGCAACUGGAACGAUGGGAAGACGGAGUUCAAGUCGACGCAGGGCGUUGCGGGCCAGGACAAGUUCAUCCCAAGGGACGGUUGCAUCGCCAUUGAGGCUCAGGACUAUGUCGACGGUAUCAACCAUCCAGAGUGGGGUCGGCUGAACAAGCAAAUCACAGGCAAAGGGCAAAAGUACCAUUGGAAGUCGUCGUGGACAUUUGGAACCGUCUAG
Parastagonospora nodorum SN15 is the source of this 1155-nucleotide messenger RNA. RefSeq lists its product as hypothetical. The coding region runs from base 1 to 1155 and encodes 384 amino acids. Gene Ontology annotation, biological process: glucose metabolic process; beta-D-galactose catabolic process via UDP-galactose, Leloir pathway. The record is from RefSeq and is a predicted model, not a curated record. The transcript has 4 exons. Gene Ontology annotation, molecular function: carbohydrate binding; aldose 1-epimerase activity. Lineage: Eukaryota; Fungi; Ascomycota; Dothideomycetes; Pleosporales; Phaeosphaeriaceae.